AUGCCUACAUUCAACAUCGUCGUGUUCGCCGGCGACUAUGCAGGCCCUGAGGUGACCAAGGAGGCUGUAAAGGUCCUCAAGGUGGUCGAGAAGUGCUCAAAAGAUGUCAAGUUCAAUUUCCAAGACCACCUGCUGGGAGGGUGCUCGAUUGACGCUCACGGCACCCCUCUGACGGACGACGCCCUCAACGCCGCCAAAUCCGCCCAUGCCGUCCUUCUCGGCGCAAUCGGCGGUCCCAAGUACGGCGUGGGCAAGGUACGUCCUGAGCAAGGGCUCCUCAGACUCCGCAAGGAGAUGGGCACGUUUGGCAAUCUACGACCCUGUUUCUUCGCCUCUCCCAGCCUCGCCUCCCGCUCGCCGCUCAAGGAAGAGGUCUGCCGGGGCACGGAUUUCAUGAUCGUCCGUGAACUGACGGGUGGCAUCUACUUUGGCGAGCGGGUCGAAGGGAACCCGGAAGACGGCGAGAACGAAUGGGCCGAGGACCGCGAACCGUACUCGAGACGGGAGAUUGAACGCAUCACGCGCCUUGCAGCGUACCUCGCGCUGGCAAAGAACCCGCCUUCCAAGGUCUGGAGUCUCGACAAGGCCAACGUGCUCGCCACGUCGCGCCUGUGGCGCCGCGUCUUCACCGAGACGAUGGAGAAGGAAUUCCCACAGCUGACGUUCGAGCACCAACUGAUCGACUCGGCCGCCAUGAUCAUGGUGAAGAACCCGCGCGCCCUGAACGGCGUCAUCGUCACCUCAAACCUGUUCGGCGACAUCAUCUCCGACGAGGCCUCCGUCAUCCCCGGUUCUCUCGGCCUGCUCCCCAGCGCCAGUCUCAGCGGCGUGCCCGACGGCAAGGGCCUGUGCAACGGCAUCUACGAGCCCAUCCACGGCUCCGCGCCAGACAUCGCGGGAAAGGGCGUCAUUAACCCCGUGGCGGCCAUCCUCAGCGUCGCCAUGAUGUUGCUGUACAGUCUCAACAUGGCUAGGGAGAGCGUGCUCGUCGAGCAGGCCGUCAGGGCCGUCAUCGACAAGGGCAUCGUCACCAGAGACAUUGGCGGGGAAAACUCCACCGUCGAAGUCGGCGACGCGGUCGCCAGGGAGUUGGAGAGUCUGUUCAAUAGCCAGUGA
Messenger RNA from Cladophialophora psammophila CBS 110553, 1116 nucleotides. Its product is annotated as 3-isopropylmalate dehydrogenase. The coding region runs from base 1 to 1116 and encodes 371 amino acids. Gene Ontology annotation, cellular component: cytosol. NCBI's taxonomy places the organism in Eukaryota, Fungi, Ascomycota, Eurotiomycetes, Chaetothyriales, Herpotrichiellaceae. Gene Ontology annotation, molecular function: 3-isopropylmalate dehydrogenase activity; NAD binding; magnesium ion binding. The transcript has 3 exons. Gene Ontology annotation, biological process: L-leucine biosynthetic process. The record is from RefSeq and is a predicted model, not a curated record.